This is a messenger RNA of Abrus precatorius (Indian licorice), 861 nucleotides long. RefSeq names its product peptidyl-prolyl cis-trans isomerase FKBP20-1. The coding region runs from base 148 to 714 and encodes 188 amino acids. The transcript is spliced from 6 exons. Gene Ontology annotation, molecular function: peptidyl-prolyl cis-trans isomerase activity. Gene Ontology annotation, biological process: protein peptidyl-prolyl isomerization. Lineage: Eukaryota; Viridiplantae; Streptophyta; Magnoliopsida; Fabales; Fabaceae. The record is from RefSeq and is a predicted model, not a curated record. Gene Ontology annotation, cellular component: cytoplasm.
UCCUGUGGCGUUUAUUCUAAAAACCCCUGAAGAUGAAGAGCUUCAUCAAACGCAUGGCCACCCCAAUUUCGCCGCUUUCAUUUGAUACACCGUUCACUCGCUUCGUUCCACUGUUUCCACCCUUCACCUGAUAAAGGAGUGCAAGCUAUGGGUGAUGCAAUUGAUUUGACUGGUGAUGGAGGUGUCAUUAAGACCAUUGUGAGAAAAAGCAAACCCGAUGCUGUUGCUCCAACAGAAAAUUUACCUCUUGUUGAUGUUCAUUAUGAAGGCACACUUGCUGAUACUGGUGAAGUUUUUGACACCACGCAUGAAGAUAACACUGUCUUCUCUUUUGAGCUUGGAAAGGGCAGUGUUAUUAAGGCCUGGGAAGUUGCAGUGAAAACCAUGAAGGUUGGAGAAAUUGCAAAAAUAAUUUGCAAGCCAGAAUAUGCAUAUGGCAGUGCAGGAUCUCCUCCAGAUAUUCCUCCAGAUGCAACACUUGUUUUUGAAAUUGAGCUAGUUACUUGUCGGCCAAGGAAGGGCUCCAGUUUGGGAAGUGUUUCGGAGGAGAGGGCUAGGCUAGAUGAGCUGAAGAAGCAGAGAGAGCUAGCUGCUGCUGCCAAAGAGGAGGAGAAGAAGAAGAGAGAAGAAGCAAAAGCUGCUGCGGCUGCGCGUGUGCAGGCCAAGUUAGAAGCUAAGAAAGGUCAAGGAAAGGGUAAAGGUAAAGCUAAGUAGGGACUCAUCAAACAUCUACAUAAAUUUCAUAUAUGAUGACAAUCAAAUAUUGAUGUAGCAUCUUCCUUCCCCGUUGGACCAUCCAAAACAAUGUAUAAAGGAAAUGCAAGAUUGUUUUUGUCCACCUACACAAUAUACUUUUAUGAU